This is a messenger RNA of Pochonia chlamydosporia 170, 1062 nucleotides long. RefSeq names its product leucine carboxyl methyltransferase superfamily. Gene Ontology annotation, molecular function: protein C-terminal leucine carboxyl O-methyltransferase activity. NCBI's taxonomy places the organism in Eukaryota, Fungi, Ascomycota, Sordariomycetes, Hypocreales, Clavicipitaceae. The transcript has 2 exons. The record is from RefSeq and is a predicted model, not a curated record. The coding region runs from base 1 to 1062 and encodes 353 amino acids. Gene Ontology annotation, biological process: C-terminal protein methylation.
AUGGCAGCUCCAUCUAUCCCCAAUCUCCUCAGUCUGAGGGGCAGCAGCCGCGGAGGAGGCCGUGGAGGCAGAGGCAGAAGGCAAGGCGGCCCGGCAAAUUCAUCCAACGGCACAUCACCAGAUGCCGCUAUCCAGGGCACCGAUACGGAUGCUGCCGUAUCACGGCUGAGUGCCGUUGAUCUGGGCUAUCUGGAAGAUCCCUAUGCCAGAUUAUUUGUAAAUGGGCCGCCGACAAGACGCCUGCCCAUAAUAAACCGAGGCACUUAUAUGCGGACCAAGUCCCUAGAUGCCAUGGUGGACGCCUUUCUCUCGCACAACGGCUCAUCCGUAAAGCAAAUAAUAUCCCUUGGUGCCGGAACCGAUACCAGACCUUUACACAUGCUCCAGAAACCCGGGGCCGAAAACAUCAUCUAUCACGAAGUCGACUUUGAGCCUACAUGCCGGCGCAAGUUGACCAUCACUCAAUCAUCACCAGGUCUACGACACAUAUUCAAAGACGUCAGCAUCCACGACGGUGGAUCGUGGAGUGCUGAGCCCUCCAGAGGCGGCGAGUACCACUGUCACGCUUUGGAUCUCCGCGACAUAUCCAUAUCAGUCACUGAGCUACCGUCACCCAUCCGCAGUGACAUUCCAACCCUUCUCUUGUCCGAAUGCUGCCUCUGCUACCUAACACAGCAGGAUUCUGAAAACGUUUUACAAUUCUUCAGUUCCAAGAUACAUCAUCUGGCCGCCUUGCUGUAUGAGCCCAUGCCAUUGCAAGACGCAUUCGGUGAGAUGAUGAUUUCCAAUUUGAGAGCCCGGCAUAUCAAUAUGCCGUCGUUGGAAAAGUACAAAGACCAGCACGCACAACUGUCAAGAUUACGAGAAUCCGGGUUCGACAGCGUCGGCCAUGCUACGAUUGAAAAUACCUGGGAUAAAUGGGUUGACGAUAAAGAGAGGGAGAGAGUGGAUCGCCUGGAAGGUCUGGAUGAGGUUGAGGAGUGGAAGCUGCUGGCGGCGCAUUACGUAGUCGUUUGGGGGGCAAGAGGAGCGACAUUUGGCCCUUUAGGUGAUAGGACUUGA